Messenger RNA from Hyla sarda, 939 nucleotides. Its product is annotated as t-SNARE domain-containing protein 1-like. Gene Ontology annotation, cellular component: nucleus. NCBI's taxonomy places the organism in Eukaryota, Metazoa, Chordata, Amphibia, Anura, Hylidae. Bases 112 to 939 code for a protein of 275 amino acids. The transcript has 5 exons. The record is from RefSeq and is a predicted model, not a curated record.
UUACCAUUUUAGCGCAAGGCCCUUGAUAAAUUGGGUUGAAAGGUCACAAUUGAUCCAAGGUGGACAAGAGUGGAAGUUGCCUUGCAAAACGGUCUAUCCUGCAUCAAGAUAAUGUCCCAGGAGAUUGCAGAGGAUUUAUCCUUCGCAGGAGAUACUAGUGCACCUGGUCCCUCUAAUGUGUGUGUUUAUAAUACUCGUCGUUUAGGGUAUAGCAAGCAUAAAAACUUUUCCCAGCGCGAAAUGUUGGUUUUGGUUGAAGAGGUUGUUUUGCGAUUUGACGACCUGUUUGUAAAUAAGUCACAAACGACUCUUGGUUUUAGGAAUAAUCUGUGGAAGGAAGUUCUCGUUUGUGUUAAUGCAGUUGGAGUGGAUAAGAGGAAUGUGGGGCAAAUAAAAAAAAAAUGGAAUGACUUGCGAAGCCAAGUUAAAAAAAAAAUGGGUAUUUUAACCAAGCAAAGGCGAGGAACUUCUGUUGUUCCUCAUGUUAACAUACAAUUUAGCACCAUGGAGGAACUGGUCAGAAAAACUUUUGCCACUGAACAAAUAGAAGGGGUUGCUGAUCUGGAUGUGAUGGCUUUAGCACACCAGAGGCAUGACAAUACUUCACCGAUAGCACCACCAGUUGAGGAGCCCGAAAGACCAGCUGAUCAACCACCAACUGCGGACAUAGCACAGGAGACAAUUCCCCAAGAAAUUGAGACUGGGUCAAUUGACGAAGAUAUCAACAAUGACAUAGGGUUCACUCCAGCUCAAACUCGGUUCUUAAAUGAUUAUACUGAGCGAAACCAGGCAAAUCUUAAGGUGAUUGCUAACGCUGUCGUAAAUAUUGAUCAUUCCUUGAAAGUAAUGUGUCAACUCUAUGCCCAAAGUCUACAAAGCCAAGGUGUCAGCCAAGUAGCAGUUGACCCACCCACCAUUGUUGUUGUGGACUUGUUCUAG